Messenger RNA from Perca fluviatilis (European perch), 4801 nucleotides. It is a transcript of the gene txndc11, whose product is annotated as thioredoxin domain containing 11. The coding region runs from base 136 to 2805 and encodes 889 amino acids. The record is from RefSeq and is a predicted model, not a curated record. NCBI's taxonomy places the organism in Eukaryota, Metazoa, Chordata, Actinopteri, Perciformes, Percidae. The transcript is spliced from 13 exons.
GCGGAAGUGAAAAGUCUACGUGGGGAAGAAAGGUCGGUCGAACGAGUCCUCCUCUCCACCCCCCGUUAAGCAAAUGGACGCUUAGAGCAGCGGCCGUGGCGUAUAAAUGGGACAGAGAGCCGACGCCAGCCUGUAAUGCUGCGCCGGGUGCGGCAGUCUCUCCGGCAGGUGCUGUUUCGAAUGGCACGGAGACCGGGUCUACUCUGCGGGACUAUCGUGCUCGGCGUCCUGCUUGUACUGGCCAUCAAGUUCACAUGCAGCCGUGCUAAGAAUGUGGUGGCAGCAGCUCGGCCUUCGGUGCGGUUUUUCUCUGCCGAGGCCCCGGUAGUGGACCUCUACUUGGGUCAGCUGGACCAGGUGGAUCGUCUCAGGAGUAUGGCAGAGGUAUCUCUCAUCUUCUUCUAUGCACCGUGGUGUGCUCACUCGAUGGCUGCCCGGCAGGAAGUGCAGCAGGUGGCUAAGAAGCUGGCCAAACAGGUGCAGUUUGUGGCUGUUAACUGCUGGUGGAGUCAUGGGAAAUGCAGGAAGCAGCACCACUUCUAUCAGUACCCGAUCAUCCAUCUGUUUUAUAGAAGGUUUGGGCCUAUAGAGUACAAGGGUCCAUUUGUGGCUCCAUAUAUAGAAAGUUUUAUCCUCCGAGUCAUCACACCGCUCACUUACCUCCCAUCAAGAGCCACACUCGAAGAGUUCCUCUCUUAUCAUGAGCCUCGAGUGGUGGGCUUCUUCCAGUUUAACUCCUCUCCUCAGCCGCCGGGGUACAUAACAUAUUUGUCCUCUGCCUUGCAGGCCCUAAAAAGGGAUUUCCGUGGUGUCGUACGUUUCGGGGUUGUGACUAACAAACAGGUGGCAGAGGCCAUCUCACUAAAAGAAGAUGAAACCGUUUACCUUUACAGAAGAUUUAACUCCUCUUUGAUUUUCCCUCGAAGGGAACGCAACUUUACAUCAGAGGCCAUCUGUAGCUGGGUGUUUGAACACCGCGAGACUGUCCUCCAGUGGCUGCAGCCUCCAGGAACAAAGUCCCGUCUCCUGGAACAUGAGCUGACUAAAGGUCCAGCACUACUGCUGUUCCUGCCGCACAAUCCACUCUGGUCCAAACUCAGCCCCAUACUACAGCAGGUUGCAGACAUUGCUGUGCGUUAUCAUUCUUGUGACAACAACCACUCCAGCUUGGACAAAAGUUUCACCUCUCACUCGCUGUGCUGCCAGUCAGUUCUUCUCCCAGAGUCUGAAAGUGUGUGUGAGGUGUGCCUGAAUUUGUCACAAUCGGGCCUAACCAGCUCCUCUGUACGCUGCUCGUUCCCGUCCAUGGCUCAAGGAGGAUACGAGUUGCAGUCUUAUCUGAGAUACUGCUGCCUACACAAACUACCUGCCGUGUCCUUAAAAACAGCAACCUCAGUGCGCUGUCGCAACUUUCUGAACAGCUACAGCCCAUUCAGUCAAUACAGUGCCUGCUGCAGAAAAGAAUCUCAACUCAAUGAAUCACAAGCCAAAGAGGAGCUAGACAUGCAAAUACCUCCUCCUUCUUUCAUCCCUCCAUCCUCUGCCCCUCAGCAGGGAGGAGACGGCAUCACAGGGCUCCGUUGUCGGACUAACAGGACACUCAGGUUUUAUCUGCUUGACCUCGCUCUGAACUGGCCUCUGGCGGUGAGGCUCGGGGCAAAUAGCAACAGAAAUGCUUCUCUUCACCAAGAGGCUGGUGCACAAGACGAUGGAUCGUUUGCAACUAUUGUGAACCUGAAGGAUGAGGUUCAUUAUGUUCUCCACCGUAGUCCAGCAGCCACGCUGACAGAGUCUCUGGAGGCCUUCAUCAGGAACUUCAGUGCGCCAUACAGCCUUUUGCAGAGGCACUUGGUGGGAGAAGAAGACAGGAAAAGAGGUGAGGAGGAAACCAGGCAUCCAGACAAACACCAGCGCUCGCCUCCACGCCUCCUCAUCACAGAACUGACCACUUCCUCCUUCCUGCCGUCCGUCAUGGACCUUCAAAAGGAUGUGCUGGUCAUCUACUACACUCAGUGGUGUGGAUUUUGCUCUGUUCUCAACCACAUCAUCAUCCAGCUGGCCAGAUUCUUACAGGGGAACGGCACCAUCACUGUGGCCAGGGUGAAUGUUGCACGUAAUGAUCUUCCUUGGGAGUUCAUGGUGGAUCACGUUCCCUCUAUUCUUCUCUUUCCCAAAUACAGAAAACAUUUUAGUGUGAAGUUUCCGGACGACCUGCCCAUCACGUUACCCAACCUCCUCCACUUCAUCCUGCAGCACUCCGGCUCUGUACAAUACGCAGACAGACCAGUGCCAGCUUCGAGCGAGGCGGAGGCUGCGGGCCCCAGCACCUUCCUCCGUGCAGAGUUUCUAGCACUCCAGCGAGAGGUCCAAGCGCUGCGUCACGCCCGCGAACGUCUCUCCCAACAGCUGGCGCAGCUGUGGCGCGACAACCGGCGGCUGACAUUCGACGCUCUCAGCUUAGAAGCCCAGAACGAAGGGCUGCAGAGAGAGCGGCAAAGCUUGGAGGAACAGCACCGGGAGAAGAGCCGGCAGCUCAGGGAGGCGGUGAGGCGGCUGCAGGAGCUGGCAGACGCCUCUGAAAACCUGCUGAAUGAGAACACACUGCUCUGGGUCCUGCUGAGGGCGCUGAAGGACAGGACAGAGGCUACAGAGCAGGCAGAGGCAGACCGAAAAGAAGCCUCAUGGCCUCCUGACCACAAGUCUGCAGGGAAUCCCGAGAGCGACGCAGAGAAAAGGAGGAGAGAGGAAAGAGGGCCCGGAAACGGAGGUAGGACAGAAAUGGAUGAGAAAAAGAAGAAGAUGUGAUAAGACCUGAGAUGUGGUGAAACAGGAGGGAUUUCUAAGCAAAAUGAAGCCUGAAUGAGGAGGUCAUGCAAAAACCCUAGGGACAACGUGACCUGAUAAUUUCUGUCAUGGAAAAGAGCGAAUGAGGGUGAAAUGACAGCUAUGAUCUGUCAGAGGAAAAUCUAAGAUAGCUGCUAUGUCAGGAAAGAAAUAAGGAAACUCCUAAAAGAAAAGCAAAAAGCUGGAUAGGUGGUGGGGGGAAAUAGCAGUAUUUGUUAGAGACGGAAUACUCCAAGCUGCUGUCAUGAUAGUGGUCUCAUCCACUCUUAGGAACACGCUAGUAUGGGAAUCCAGUGCCAACUUUGCUUGCAAAAAAUGUCAGUUCUGUUGAAGGGUGAAGACGUAACCCUGAGUUAUGUUCAAUGUACUACACAGACCCUGCAGCCAAAUUUUCUACCUUUCCUAUAUUACUUAUUCUAGUUUAAUUCUCAUACAAAAGCUAUUAUUCAAGAAAUAAUUAAUAUUCCCAACAAAAAAAACGAACGCGUAGCUUACUACAACAGCUCACAUGGUAAAGUAUAAUGUACAUUUCCACAGCACUAAGUCGUAUUAUGCUCACCACUCUGCAGCUCUGUUUGUCUUUUUUUUAACGGAAAUGUUUCCUUCUUUGCCUUACUCCUGAUGUGAUGCUAAAAAACGUCCUGAUGUUUUUCACAAUAAAAGCCUAUAUAUGAAAGGAAGGGUGCUGCGGAAACUUUCAUUCAUGCUAGCUUUUAGGGCUGCACAAUAUUAUAGUAUAGUGUGAUUUUAUUUUUUAUUUUUUUUUGCGAGGAUCUGUACCAAACCAAGAUGUUUUCUUUAGUCUGUAGGAUAGGAUUUGUAGGCUGGGAUGUCUGCACCACUACUAUGCUUCAAUGAGAAUGGUUUAACACACAUUUUGCCUUUUAACAAAUAUUGCGCCCCCCUGCAAUUUGGAUAUUGCACUAGUCCAUAUUGCGAUUUCGCUUAAAUUGCGAUUAAUUGUGCAGCCCUGGUAGCUUUGCAUUGUUCAGGGGUGAAAAAGGUCAACUGGACCGCCUGAUAUGACUCUGGCUGUACUGAUGGAAUUAGAACUGUGUAGGGCUGGGCGAAAUGACCAAAAUCUUCUAUCCCGACAUAGGUUAUUUCAUAUUUUGAAAGCGAUAUAUAUCACGAUAUAGCAGGUUUUCUUGAUAAUUCAAUAAAUAAAUAGGAAAUAUAAAAUAACCACAUGGUAAAGCCAAUUUUUGCUUACUUGUGUGAAUAACAUACUUGACAAAUAAAAUUAAAAAAGUGAGUAUUUUAUCAAGAAAUUUAGUGCAGAAUGAACAUAACUUGCAAAGGAUCAGAACGUAAAGCGUCGUCCAAGUGACGUAAACACUGUAUUGCCCUGUUGAUGCAGUUUGGCUGCUGGUUUUUCAAACAUCCGGAUAGAAACGAUCUAGAUAAGAGAACGGACAUUAUUAUAUCGUCCUAUCCACCAGCGCUAGUCGUGUGGAAAUUAUUCUGAAUUCAUCAGGACAAAAGGUAAACAUGGAGGAGGUUAACUGGAGAACAGGGAAUAUUAGAAAUAAAGGCCUUGUUCUCUGAGGUCAAUAUGAAUGCCACUAUUAUGCUGCUACAAGCCAAGCCAAAAGACAAUGAGGUUUUCCCAACAUCCCUUUGCUUAUAAAUCAAUGAUGACUCUGGGUUAGUGAUGUAGAAUUUGGCUGCAGGGAGAGAGGGCUACUAAUGAAGCUGAGACUUAUUUAAUACUGAAGAAGUGGCACCUGCUCACCGACCUAAAGGUGAGCCGGAGAGCACUUGAAAUAAUUAGCUAAAACUUUUUUUUAUUUUGAAGGUGAUAUUGUUCUUUUGUUACACUGAUCUAUUUUUACAGGAAUCCUAGAAUCACUCAAAUAUUUCUAUGUAACUAUUCAGGUAUUAUGAAUGAGAUGCUGCAAUUGUUUACAUGUGAGAUAUUGCACCUGUUUUUACUGAUUAAAAGCCUUUCAUCUUA